UUUCCCCCAAGGCAUUUUCAAAGUUUUCUUUAAAGAAACGUUUUAAUUUUUAUCUUUAAAAACUUUUUUUCUAUGAUGUUGAUUAAACAAAAUGUUGUUUGUACUUUUGACCUUUAGGAGAAACCACAUGCUCACAUUUGCUUUAUACCUUAUAUCCUUGUAUUUUAUUAAUGGAAUGAUACUUCAAUAAUGGUUCGUUUUUUAAUUUUAUCUUUCUCAUACCAUAGUAAUUUUGAAACUACAUUGGUGUGCCAUAUUGAUGCCAUCAUCAUUGUACCAGGAGAUCUCCACAGUAUUUUUGGGUUUAGUUUUGAGGUCUUUUAUUUUGACGUGCGUUUUCCCAGUGUUCUACUGCACAGGAAGUGCUAUGAACAAGAAAGCGGAAGUUGUUGUUGACGGACCAACUUCUGUUAUAAUGUAAGCCUUCUCACGGCCAAUGUAUAAUGCGAAUGAUUCGUAAUGUCGUAUAAACGCAGUUUCUUUCAUUCUCACUGAUACGACUGCUUGUGUACUCUGGGUGGAUCUGUGAUCUGCAUCUGUCUUCAGUCUGAGCGCUUCUCCUUCUUGCACUAUAACUCUAAACACUUGUAAGACCUCCACCUCUCCGUCACCCACAUGAGCGCAGCGUUCUACUCCCGCUGGGCCGAGCGCCAUGCCUGACCGGGAUAGCACCUACCUGGCAGGCGGUGGUGGAGGUGGGACUGGGGUGGGCACUGGGGUCGGGGACGAGGGAGGGUCUGGGACGGGUGGAGAGAGUAGAGUGACAGGGGUGAGCGGCUCAGCGGGCUGCACGGGGAGUAACGGAGGUCCCGGGGCCAUGGGAGGUGGUGGCGCUUUAGGAAACGGGGCUUUCAGCUCCGGUUUGGGACUGGAUGGCGUUUGCCGGGACUUUUUGCGGAACGUGUGUAAGCGUGGAAAGCGCUGCCGCUUCCGCCAUCCAGACUUCAAUGAGGUUCCUGAUUUGGGUGUGCAAAAGAAUGAGUUCAUCUUCUGCCACGACCAUCAGAACAAAGAGUGCGUGCGCACCAAUUGCAGAUUCGUGCACGGCUCGAAGGAGGACGAGGAUUAUUAUAAGAAAACGGGAGAGCUUCCACUUCGGCUCAGAGGGAAGGUGGCAGCCGGGUUGGGAUUGUCUCCGACCGAUCUCCCGUUGAGCCGUGGUGAGGUGCCCAUUUGUAGGGACUACCUGAAAGGAGAGUGCCAGCGGGGCAACAAGUGCAAGUUCCGUCACGUCAGGAAAGAUUAUGAAUACGAGGCCCCACCUCGGGGUGGAGUCGGUUGCAUGAUGGGUGUCACCGGUGGCGUUAGCGGGAUGGUGAACCCCGCCGGUGGUGGAGCAGGAGGUGUUGGCAGUGCCUGUGGCGGGAUGUCUGGCCUCGUUGGUGGUAGUGUCGGGAACUACAUGGGAAUGGCAUGUCCUAGUAUUGGCAGCUGCAGAGACCAGGGCAUGUCGGGGGGAGGCGGGGGCUCGAUGAGUGUCUGCAUGUCGAUGGGGACGGCGGGACAUCGGCGCUACGACAGGGGCCCUUGCUCCAUCUACGACCCUCUGUUCGAGAAUGGUAUGUUUGAAGCAGGGCCGGUGGAGGUGCCUGUCGACCACACAGCCUUCCAGCUGAAGAGACGCCGUUUGGAUGGGCUUCGGUUGACUGAUGGGACCGCCGGUGGACAUUAUGACCUGGGGCUUCAGACCACUCUGGCGACCCGACCGUUAGAGUACCGCUUACUAGAAGAGGAGAACUCCCUCCUGAGGAAAAGAGUGGAGGAGCUUAAGAAACAGGUGUCCAAUCUCAUAGCCACCAACGAGGUUCUCCUGGAGCAGAACGCUCAGUUCCGGAGCCAGGCUAAAGUGAUGACGCUGUCCUCCACCCCAGCUCAGUCUGAGCAGAGUCUGGUGCCCCCUGUUGGUUCUGUUAGCUCCUACAACCAUGGCAUCGCCCAGACACACACCACUCUGAGCAGCGCAGGUCUGCAGCCCCGUCCCGUCACGCAGCAGGAUCUGGUGGCCCCAGCUGGUGCUCCGACCGCCCCUCCAACCAAUGCGGCGCCCCCUACUGCACCCCCUCCACAUCUGAACCCUGACCCCAUCUCUGCCGCCCUCGCUCAGACUAUCGCCCAGGGCAUGGCUCCACCUGUUUCCAUGGCCCCUGUUGCAGUUUCGGUAGCACCGGUGGCUGUUUCGAUGGCACAACCGCUGCCGGGCAUCACGAUGAGCCAUGCGACCACCCCGAUGGUGUCGUAUCCCAUCGCAAGUCAGAGUAUGAGAAUCACAACCAUGCCUCAUUAGUAUGAGCAGAUGCUUUCAGCAAUAUAUACAUACAGUUUAAAAUCGGGCACCUCUGCUAACACCCCUUUGUUUAACUUACCAAUAACACGGUACGUUUCUCAGGUCAAGGGUCUGUUUUGACUGAAGAAACUUACAGAUUUCUGUAUAGACAGAAUAAGGAUCUUCUCAUAUUUCAGUUUUCUUGCCACACUUUACUGGAUGAUUGCCUUUAAUAGAGCCGGAGAGACUCCUUCGAGAUUGUGGACAUUUAAAGAAGUAAUCGCUGCAGACAGAUUGUGAAUUUAUUUGUUAGCUGUCAGUUUUAGUUUUGAUUCUUUUUUAAUAGUUUGUUUUGUGAAUUGCUUUUCUGUGAACUGAUUAUUGGUCUUUUGCACAACAUUAAUGAAUCUGACCCGUUAAGCACCAUUGUUAAUUCUUGUCAUGUUUUACAUACAUAAAAAAUGAAAACAAAAAAAUAAUAUAUGGGCAUAAAAUUGUUUAACUUAUUUAUUUUGCUAACUAAAUAACAGCAUUAUUCUGUCUGAAUAUUGGCCAUGUUUCCUUCACCCAAUCACUUUAUUGCUCUUAAUCAGUUCUAAUGAAUGAACUGUCAUCCUUUAGUGUUUGCUUGUGAUGUUUUUUAAGAUAAUACAUAAGGUUUGUGGUCUCUCA
Molecule: messenger RNA, 2935 nt
Organism: Carassius gibelio (silver crucian carp)
Lineage: Eukaryota; Metazoa; Chordata; Actinopteri; Cypriniformes; Cyprinidae
Product: zinc finger CCCH domain-containing protein 10
Exons: 3
Coding region: 653-2284 (543 amino acids)
Molecular function (GO): metal ion binding
Source: RefSeq, a predicted model, not a curated record